Messenger RNA from Bipolaris sorokiniana ND90Pr, 3590 nucleotides. RefSeq lists its product as uncharacterized. The record is from RefSeq and is a predicted model, not a curated record. The transcript has a single exon. NCBI's taxonomy places the organism in Eukaryota, Fungi, Ascomycota, Dothideomycetes, Pleosporales, Pleosporaceae. Bases 232 to 3168 code for a protein of 978 amino acids.
AUAGACAUUGGCCGACCUCCCCGGUCUGGCGCUGCUGAUAAUCGCCAUGCUCGCAACUUGCUUUUGCCAUUGCUAGACUCCUCGCCUGCGACCACCGACGACUGACGCAGACAUCGACGCGGACCAUGGCUUCCAAGCCUACUUGACCCGAGCCCUGCCACCAUACCCCUCGACUAAUCCUCACCACCCCUCCCCCAUUGUCGGCUUAGGCACGCUGCAACGGGGCCUACCAUGGUGGGUAUGCCCGACCAUCUCCACAGCUCCGUUCCCACGACGACGACGACGACGACUGCGACUGCGACUGCGACUGCGACUGCGACUGCGACUACGACUGCGACUGCGACGACCAGGACCAAGACGACGGGGCUGCCAGGCGCUCAGGGCAGAGCAAAGGCAGUCGCCUUCACUGCCAAUGACGCCACCACCCAGCCAGGUCGGGCGGCAUAUCAACAACGUGCCCUCGCGGCCUCUAUAAGCUCGGAAGACUCGGGCGACGAUGACCUCCUGCACACGUUGCUCUCGGCCUCUUCCAUUGUCAACACCGACGCCCUCUCGUCCUCGGGUCACUCGACGGCCAUGACCUCGGCCACCACUUAUGACGACCGACCCAGCCCUGAGACGCCACCCACAACCCUACCGUGUGCUCACCCUACCCUCUCACUCCUCGAACUCGUCUCCAACACAGCAUCGUCUUCUGCCCUGCCCGACAGCUUUGACGUCAACGUCUCGCGCAAGGGCGGAUUCGUGGCCGUCUACUCUGCCUCGAAUCUGUUUCUGAUAAAGACUCUUGAGCUGCCACGAUUGUGGGCCCGGACGCUGCAAGUCAAACGCAAGCCCAUUGCCAUUGACAUUACCGAAGAUGGCUUCCUCCUGUCGGUCCUGUCGCGACCCUCCCAAGUCGACCUCUACGAGAUACAUGGCGAGGGAACCGACCAGAUCAAGAAGAGGCGGACCAUCAUGCUGGUACACGAGGCUAGCUCCAUUGUCGUCUCCCCAGAUGCACGCAUACUCAUAACGGGGAAUAAAUUCGGCAUCGAAGUUAUAGCUAUUGGUCCUGAAGUACCUGAAACUCUGCGACGUACGCUCUCGGGACCUGCAGGGGAUGCGCUGGAAUUCUCAGAUGAUGGGAGGACUCUGCUCAUCACGGGAUAUGCGAGAAAGUCGGAUGGGUCUGCCUUGUUUGUUCUGCCUGGCUUGUACGACGGGCCCCUCACCGAGGAGGGGGAGCCAAUACCACAACCACCCGAAGCCGCAUGGACGGGCUCGGUCCUGUUUCCAGAGACAGCAAGGAUAGCGCGUCAGGCUACACUUCUUCCAGACGCGGACACUGGCACAUUUAACGAACUGUUUGCCUUUAACGCCGAAGAGGAUUCUUGGGGCAUCUACGACAUUGCCUGCCAGCGCUUCACACAGAGGAAAAUGUUUCUUCCCGACCACCAACGUUGGACGCGUUCGGAAUUUGUCGACGACGCCAUGCCUGCGGUAUCACCCAAUGCUGACCUCGCAGCUGUCGCUCUACGCAUCCAGGGCACGACCAAUAUAUGGAUCUACCAAGUCCCCGGCUGGGAAUACCAACCCAAGGAAAAGUCGAAACAGGAAGCUCCGAUUCAGCCCUGCUUUUGUAUCCCGAUACCCAAUGGCGAUGCGGGGACGUUGCAAGAGAUUUGCGUGCUGAGAUGGGUCAGGCUGAACGCCAAUGUCCAACGACUCGUGGCUGUUGGAAAUUCGAGCACAGUGCCUGACGAGAACGAGGUCCUUGGCGCGUCUUUGGGAUCAAACGGAGUACUUAUUGUUCUCGAUUUCGACAAGACGAAACCUCUUGGAAGUGUUCCGCCAACACCACUGAAGACAGAGUAUGACCUCGAUCCGCUGUGUCCUGGGGAGAUGCUACCAGAGGGGUCGAUUGACUUUGACCGCGAGGUUGAAUUGGUACGGACCAGAACCAUUGCCCAACGUAGGGCUCAGGACCGCAGCGAAUCGGUAUCGCGGAGAAACUCGAGAAUUGGAUCCACGCCUAUACAACGUGCAAAUACUUCUGCUGCGAAUCAGAACGCGCCGCGGCCGGUAAUAAUAACCGACGAGUCUGAAGAGUUGACGCCAGAGGAGGCACAGGCUCUGUUUGAAAUUCCAUAUGACAACCAGCAGCCGAGGUCGCAGAUGUCGCUAGCUAGAGCUGCUACUGUGGCUGCCGUAUCUCCUGCCAACCGACGGCAUCUACGGUCCUUGCCGUAUAGGCCCCUGGAGUACCGUCGUGCAGAUGGACACCGAGAGUUACCUCACGAGAGUGACGCGGAUAAUUGGGUGCCACCACCACCAGCAUACACAGCUACAGCGGCGGCGGCACAAAGCGUUAGCUUGAGCCAUCCUGAUGCGCCUCCAGUGCCACGAGCGCCUAGUGUACUGUCAUCGUCCUCCAUGCCUCCCGCCUCCACAUUACCGAAUACGUCUGUACGCAUUUCACAGGUGCCUAUGCAUCUGUACCAGCAACGCCAGCAAUCCAUCUUGAGUAACACAUCCUUUGCCCCAGACCAGGAAAGAGGCCGCAGACCAACUCUCAUCCAUCCAUCUACGUAUCCUGCACCGCACCCCUCGGACCCAAUGCAAAGUCGACGGAGUUCGUCAGUACGCCCCUCAGCAGGUCAAGUGCCAUACUCCGCACAUCCGGCGCCUUCGACAUCCACAUACAGGUCUCCUCACCAAACUCCAGUAAGGAAUCCGGUCUCAGAACACGUCAACCGCGAUCUCUACUCGCCUCCUUCGGUAUCAUCAUCCGACCCAGCAAACACAGGCUCCCGCCGCGUCUCCGCACCACACAUACAACGCCGGCCUGUUCCACAAAAUGCUUCUGUUCCUGCUCCCUACUCCAAUUUUUCUCCAUCAGCAUUGAGACCAAGCGUAGACCCAAGAAUGGCCGCUCUGCCACCGCUAAUACCGCCGACAACUCCCCACCAGCGGUUCGCGUCUCCCCACCAACUCCCCACCAGCGCGCCCCCGCUUGCCAACCAUGCAGCCAGUUUCUCACACCGAGCCGCAGUAGCGCAGACGCGAGGACAGUCGCUGAGUGCACGGGGUGGUGGCUCGAGAAUGGACACUCGUCAAAAUGCAGAUUCAGAAGGAAGAGAUAACGGAAAGAAGGCAAAGAGGAGGACGCAUUGUGUCAUUAUGUGAUAAGUUUUAGAGGGUGCGCGAUGGGGAGUAGAUGUAUAUAUCGAGGUUUUGCAAAGUGAAGGAGGCAUGCAAGUAAAGUAUCAUGACUGAUGGAUAGAACGGUUUUUUAUUUUCGGUUGUUUAUGUAUAUACCCAUAUCUUGAGCUCUUGUUUUCUUCUUUUUUUUUGCUGCAUUGCUUUGUUGUUAGAUGGGAUGAUAGUUAUGCAUUGUUUGGCGUGGGGGGUGGAGUGCAUUGGGCGUGAUAGAGGAGAUGUGUUACAGCGCAUGACUAAGUACCCUGUGUGGUGUGCUUACUCGACGACGGAAUGGAGUGAGAGAGAGAGAGAGAGAGAGAGAGAGAGAAUUUAUACGUUAGAUACCCUUUAUUCCCAUUUUGUGGGAAAGUAGAAUACAUGCAUUUUUCUGGGGGAGAUCAACAACG